AUGAGCCUCAGACCCAACACCACUUUCUCCUGGAACAGUGUCAGAACGCUCAGUGUCCUGCAGGUGCUACUGCUGCUGUCACUGCUCCUGACUGCUCUGGUUCCCUCCACACAUGGACAACGUAAGAGAAACUUAGGGAAAGGAGAAGCGGAAAGUGCCGACAGUGACUGGUUCAUUGAGCUGCGCUGCAUGUGUGUGAAGACGAUCUCUGGAAUGCAUCCCCGUAACAUCCAAAGUUUGCAGGUGAUCAGGGCAGGAGCCCACUGCAACAAAGUCGAAGUGAUAGCCACACUGAAGGAUGGGAGGGAAGUCUGCCUGGACCCAGAAUCUCCUGGCAUCAAGAAAAUAGUCCAGAAAAAAUUGGAAGGUGAUGGAUCAGCUGCUUAA
This is a messenger RNA of Carlito syrichta (Philippine tarsier), 387 nucleotides long. It is a transcript of the gene PPBP, whose product is annotated as pro-platelet basic protein. Bases 1 to 387 code for a protein of 128 amino acids. The transcript has 3 exons. The record is from RefSeq and is a predicted model, not a curated record. NCBI's taxonomy places the organism in Eukaryota, Metazoa, Chordata, Mammalia, Primates, Tarsiidae. Gene Ontology annotation, molecular function: chemokine activity; CXCR chemokine receptor binding. Gene Ontology annotation, cellular component: extracellular region. Gene Ontology annotation, biological process: antimicrobial humoral immune response mediated by antimicrobial peptide; chemokine-mediated signaling pathway; inflammatory response.